Messenger RNA from Apis laboriosa (Himalayan honeybee), 3508 nucleotides. Its product is annotated as longitudinals lacking protein. The transcript has 7 exons. Gene Ontology annotation, biological process: regulation of transcription by RNA polymerase II. Gene Ontology annotation, molecular function: protein binding. The record is from RefSeq and is a predicted model, not a curated record. Lineage: Eukaryota; Metazoa; Arthropoda; Insecta; Hymenoptera; Apidae. The coding region runs from base 173 to 2626 and encodes 817 amino acids. Gene Ontology annotation, cellular component: nucleus.
ACUUUUACCUUUUAAUCCGUGUCAUAAACUUUAACGUAAUUCUUCAAUGAUAGUAUAAAACUUUAUGUACGGUUUUAGUGAUAAUUAAAUAUUGUACAUAAUAAUGUACAACAUUGUAUGGCAGUUAAAAAUAUGAUAAAAAUAAUAACGAGGGAACGAAGUCCGAAAAAAAAUGGAAGACGACCAGCAAUUCUGCCUUAGAUGGAAUAAUCACCAGAGUACAUUAAUUCAAAACUUCGACACGCUUCUCGAAAGCGGGACGCUUGUCGACUGCACGCUGGCCGCGGAGGGGAAAUACUUGAAAGCGCAUAAAGUAGUGCUAUCUGCUUGCAGCCCCUAUUUCGAGGGAUUGCUGAGUGAGCAUUACGACAAACACCCGGUGUUCAUUCUAAAAGAUGUAAAAUUCAAAGAAUUAAAAGCAAUGAUGGACUAUAUGUACAGAGGGGAAGUAAAUAUUUCCCAAGACCAACUGGCAGCACUUCUUAAAGCCGCUGAAUCAUUGCAAAUUAAGGGUCUAUCAGAAAGUAGAACAAGUGGUAGUAGUAAAACGGACUUUAGGCAACAAAAAGUAGUUCCACAAACAACAUCUCAAAUGGACAUUCCACAAUCGUCUUCCGGUCUCACGAUAGAAAAGAACAAAGUUCCUAGGCAGGGUAUGGCACAAGGUUCCGUAGGGGACCUGCCCGAAGACUCGGCCAGUCCCCAAAUACCUAAGGGUCUCUCCUCGAGGGAAGGUUCUCAAAGUCCCACUUCGAGGAAAAGAAAAAAAUUUAGACGAAAAAGUAUAGGCGAUGAUAAUUCUAUAGAAAACCACGAAGCGUCGAAUUCAAGCGAUAUGCCUCAACAAAUGAGUGUUCCUGCGCUUGGAAUUGCACCCGUGGCAGAUGAAAAAGUACACGCAGACCCUACAGAUUCCAUUGGCAGGUCAGCCUUAAUGACGCAGCUGACGAAACCUGCCGAUGAAAUGCUGCAGUUGCCCUUGGAGAAACCUGAGCCAAAUGAUAAUCUCAUCGAGCCAAAGUCUGAAUAUCUAGAAGAUCAAGAAGAAAGCGUUGAAGAUCUGACGCUGGAUGACGAUAUGAACGAUCUGAACGAGAUGGAACAGGAUAACAAUAGAGCCGGACCGUCCCACGACCCCUCCCAACAUCCUGCAGGUAUAGGUGCAUGGCACGUUACCGGCGAUCGAAGUAAUGCGGGAGGAGUCGUGGGCUCGGUGGCAGGAGCUCCGGGAACGACAGACGAAGUCUUUCUUGCAGCCCAGGAGGCCGCACAGGCCCACCGCGACUCUCAAGGAAACGCGUCGAGGAAAAAGAGAACGAGAUUCGAGGCGGAGCAGCUCGAGAGGAUACUGUACGCGUUGAACAAAAAUGAGGAGAUAAGCAUCCGCCCGAUCGCAAGAGUGGUGCGCAAGGUGAAUAAUCAUGAAAAGAUGACGAGCUCGAGCCUAUUCGAUCGCGAGAAAAAUUCGAUCGAACGACGAAUCGACGAGAACGAAUCUCGCGGAAACUUAAACGAUGAAAGCGCGAGCAACAAAGAAAGUAUCGAAAGUUUUUCGAGCGGAGAAAACGGUUGGAAGGAGGGAGGCGCGAAGGAAGAAAGAAAUAAAGAUACGAGCGAAGAAAUGAGCGAUAAAAUAUCGAUUAAAUGGGCAGAGAGCGAGCGAGAAAUGGAGAUAUCUUGCAUCCGAUUGGAUAGCAGUCCCCCUCCUAAAUUAAACAAGUUAAACAAAAAAUUAUACGAUCAAGGAUGGAACGAGAGAGGGGGAAAGUUGGCUGUGGCCAAGGAGAAGAGGAGCGUACGAGGAGGAAAGGGCAAAGGGAGGAAAGAUUUGCGCGGGCAAAGCGAAAGUUCGUCCAAACUCGAGAAUUCGCGCGAGCGGGUGGAAAAGUGGCGCGAGCGCGAGGAGAACUGCGAGGAGAGAGUGAGCUCGGAGAGGAGAGUGGGGCAGAGGAGGGGAAACUCGCGAGAACGAGUUUUUAACAAGAGUUGGCGGGGCGAAAGUUGGAAGCAAAGGAAAGAAGAUCAGAGGAAGGAGGAGGGGGGUUCGUUCGUAAGGAAUAGAAACGAAGUGGGGGAAAAGGAAGAGAUGGCCGGGCCGAGCAACGAGGAUAACAGGAUGCGAAGGGAUUCGAUCAGCAGCACCGCCUCAACCGUCACCGAGUGGAUGGAUGCGGUGGAUCUUAACAAAUACAGGACGACUUACUCUUGCAAAUUGUGCAAGAAAACGUUUCUUCGCGCCACCAAUUUGUCAUCGCACAUGAAGAGGAAUUGCCUGAAGAAUCCGGAGGCGAAGUGUAACAAGCGUUCGGUGAACAGCAGCUCGCAUGUUUGCAAAACGUGCGGCCAUUGUUUCAAGGAGAGGAAAAGUUUGACCCAUCACAUACGAAACGAGUGCGGGAGGAUAAGCAUGUGCGAGUUUUGCAACAGGAUUUUCAAAGCUGCUAAAGUACCGUAUCGCCAUUACGGGAUUUGUAAGAACAAGCAAACAAGGAAAAACAAUGCGACGCCUGUGUCGUACGUGAGACGAUUCGGGCAGAGGAGCAAUGAUGAAAGUGAUUGCACUAUAUCCGAGUGCAGCAGUCCCUCUUUGAACAUUACGGAUGAAGUGGCAUCCGACACCGAAUAAAUUAUUUCGUAAAAAAAAAAAAGUGUUCUUUUUUUAUAUUGUCGUAUUUUUAAUUCUUUAUAUUUUCUUAUAUUUUUGAUUUUUUUUUUUUUGCACCGAAUUCAUGCAAGAAUAUUUAUUAAUACUGUGUUCAUUCUUCAAUUAUGUAAGUAUUUUAGAAACAGAAAUGAUAUAAUACGGUUAAUUUACAUUAUUCAGUAUUAUUAGCACCGGUAAUAAAUUCAGUCUAUCGAUUCGGUUUACUUGAACGUGCAAUGGAAAAUUUUGUUUUUUUUUAUCAUUUUUUUUUUUAUAUAUCUCAUUUAUUUGCCAUUGAGUAAACUACUUAAACAGGCAACCUCGUACGUUUCUGUUACUAUUAUUAUUAUUAAUAUUAUAGAAAAAAAUUAUUUAUUUUUCGUUUGAUAAAAGAUAUUUCCAUUUCGUUUUAACUUGUAACAAAAGUGUAGUACUCGAUAAAUAUUCCGAUAAUGAUCAACAACCGUAUUCUAUCUAUGAUGUUAAAGAUUAUUUAAAUUAUCAUUGUAACGACAAAACAAAAAUGUAUCAUUAUUUAUGAUACAUGUUUCGAGAUAUACAAAUCAAUUUAUUGAACAUCGAUUCUCUUUUAGAUUUUAAGUAUACAUUAUAAAUAUAAUGUGAUAUCGUGCGAAUCAGAUUGCCAUAUUUAUAUUUUAUAGAAUUAGCGAUGCGAAUUCCUAUAUGUAAAAGCAUUACAAAUAAAUCAAAGUUAUCAAACUCGCGCACAUUCAUCCUAUCGUCAUAAUUCUGAAAAAAAAAUCAAUACAGAAUUACGUUGAAAAAUAAUAUAUAUGUACGAAAAUUCUUUAGAAGGAUCGAUUGUCACAGGCAUUUUUAAGAAACGUGUUCGUCACAUUCUCG